ACAGACGAAUGAAAAAAACACCAAUUCAUUCGCGAGAACAGUCGGAAAGCACAUGUCAUAAUACUGUUGUAAGCGACCCACAACAAGCGUGUGGAUAGGUUACGUUUGUGACAAUUGUGUGAUCAUACUACAGUCAUUAAAGUAGAUAAAGGAAGGCAAGAUGAUCCAGCGUCCCAAAAGGGGAGAAACGGAUGAGGAUCUCCUGCGCCAAGAAGAAGAAUUUUUAGCACGUGCAAACUCCCGUCCUGCGGCUACAGUAGUAUCUGUCAAUAAAAGAAAAACUGAGGAGGAGGAUGAAAAAAAGACUGAACCACAAAAACCACAGUCCAAGUUUGCAAGGGAGCGUGCCAACAAGAAGAAAAAGGAGGGAAUAGUCGACAACACUGUCCUGAAAGAAGCAGCAUCAAGAGAGGAGAGAGUUGCAGUUUUGGGCCGCAUUGUGGAGAGAGUUGUACCCCCUAAUGUAAGUCUUGAGGACUGGAAACCAGAAGCAAAUCCCCAUGGCUUCCCAAAAGCACACCAGCUUUCAAACUUAAAACAUGGAACCCUUUCUUCAGACCCAAAUCUCCUCACUGGAUCCAGAAAGAAGUCCCUCUACAUGCAGGAAUUGGAGGGAAAAGGUGCCAUAAAGAAGCAAGGCAAUCAAGAGGCAGGAGCGUCCCCUUCAGCUAGCCCUGUAGUUUCAUCUUCAAACGUGGAAGAUCCAAGAAUUUCUGCGCUGGGACAGCAAAGUUACAUCAUUCAAGGAGAUAUCUCAGAAGCACAGAAGAUUCACAAUGAAAACAUCAACAAAAUUGCUAGCAUGUCACAUGAUGAGCGCCUAAAAGCUCAGCAGGAACUGAUGGCCAGCUUAGGCCCUAAGGAGCUAAACUUCUUACAAUCAUUGAGAAAGAAAAAGGAAAUGUUGAAGUUGCAGCAAACAGAAAGUGAACCCAUGGACUGUGAAGCUUCAGGAAAAGCAAGAACAAAGCCACUUGCAUCUCCCACACCUCCAAGCAGUGCAUACAAGGGAGAGGAAUUGCGGAAAGUGAGGUUUUCGGAGGAUGUGGAGAUGGAGACCGAGGGAACAUCAACAAGUUCAGUUCCUGAUGAUUCCACUAUCAACGAGAAUGAGCUCCCCAUACCCCCAUCUGAAGCUAAGAAGUGGAUCCACAUGGAUAAAGUUGAUUUAGAGAAGCUCAAGUGGAUGACAGAUAUGCCUAAGCCAAAGCCACUAAAGAAUAAUGAAGGGUUUGUUGCAAGAUUCAACUUUGACGGUGACAUUUUGCCUUAUGAUGCAGAUGUUUCAUACCGCGAAGCAUUGCACCAUCAUGGAGAAGAACCAGGACGUGCUGGAUACACCCUUGAUGAGCUCUUCAUACUUAUCCGCUCUAAAGUGUUGCAGCAACGACACAUAGGCCUGCGCACUCUGGCCAAUAUACUGAGGAAUGCAAAAGAAGGCCUAUAUGACACAGCUGUGAAUCCUCCAAUUAUACAAUUAAUGGUAGAGGCAGGUGUAGUACUCCUUCUCCGCUUCGCCCUCGAUGAAUCUUCACAUCAUGUGUAUGGGGAAGCUGUACGGGGCCUCUAUUACCUUUUAUCCAGUGAACCAGAUGAGCAUUGCCUGGCCAUGGCCCAGCCUUGGGCUCCUGCUGGCCUUGAACCAGGGGUGUCUAGUAAUAUCCAUGCAAGUGAGAAGUCUCGCAAAGAAUUGGAUGAAGAAGAGAAGGAACUGAAGGACAUUGAGGUGAUUAAACUUGAUGUUAUCCGGGCUCUUAUCAGGAUGGACACCCACAUCAGGCUCAGGUACAUCCUAGAGACUGUUAAGCCAAAUCCAGACACAGUAAUCUACACACUAGGCAUCAUGACUCGAGUCGUCCGCCACUCACUCACAGCUGCAUGGAAAUUGGUCCAGACUCCCCGCCUUCUGUCAGUGAUACUGGACAAUUUCCUCCCACACAACUUGUCUCCAUUGCUCACUGGUGAAAAUGUCUCUUCAAUGUCAUCUGUAUAUGGGGUCCCUCUCAAACAGGCUCUUCGUCUCUUAAGGGUCUUAGCAGCAAGAGGUCGUCAGUUGGCAGCAGUCCUGGUCAAUACCCAUGAUGUGAUGGGACGGAUCCUCACCUAUGUAUCCCUGGAGCCCAGUGAGGUGGGCAUACCCCUCCAAGAAGCUCUUUCCCUCAGUCAGGAAGCAUAUGCCACAUGGGCCACUCUUUUGGCAUAUGGACUGUCAAAAGCAGAGGAAGCCAUUGCUAACUUCUAUCCACUCAUUGUGAAACAAUUAGUGUUCUACAGAGAUAAAGUUCCCAUCAAUGAAGAGACUGAGAAGAAUAAAUUCAACUAUGAUGUUGGUGCACAGCUGAUCAAUACUCUGACCCGUGCUGUGAAUGUGGCUGCUUCACAAUCUUUGCUCAGUAGUAGAAUGAAGCUGAACCAGGGGACAGUCAUAGGAGCCAGUGGAAAGGCAGAAGUUUUGCCUCCUCCAUCUCUUUCCUGGGAUGACCUCAGUGAUAUCCCACAGCUGAUAGAGACAUGUCUGAAGAAGUGGCUGGUUCAGCUUGAACGAUCUGGACAAACAAGUUUCUCAGCACUCCGUCUGUUGGGCAGUUGCUGCAGUUUCUUAGAUGCCUACUAUUUGAAAUGGAAAGAUCAGAGUUCAUACAGUGGAGAGAUGUGUAAUCAAAAGCUUCAAAAAUUGCAUGAUGAAGUGAUUCUUCCCUUCCUAAAUUCUACUUGUUUUAGCAAUUUAGUGAGCAGCCUUUCUAAACAUUCAUCUUUUAUCUGUGACUAUCAGGUUGGUACAAAACGAGACCCAGUCAACCUUGGUUCUCUUGGUUGUGUGACACAUGGAGGAAAAAUUGUACCUGUUGUGCAAAUUACAUCUCCAUUUCCUCUACUCCUUCCAUUAUCAUCUCUUUUAGUUAUCCUUCAUUCCCUCCAUCCAUUCCUGGAUGCACAAGGAACCAAAUUCUUGAAUUUGCCUGAACUUUCUUCAUACUUUCAAAAGGUAUGUUGUUCUCAUCAGCAGUUAUCAGAACAUUGGUUAACAAGAGUGGAGGUCCAUAUGAUUUCCAACCUUUUGCAUUUAGCAGCUUUAAAAGGCUGUACUGAAACCAGUAUAUUUCAUGAAACAGCAAUGUGCAUCAUGGCCUGCAUUCAGAAAGGUGAUGAACACCUAAUAGAAAAGUUGUUGAGCAAUGUAAUCUGUUCUCCAGAAUUUACAUCUGAUUUAUCUGAGAUGAGCUCACAGGUUGAUAAUCUAGCACUGAAUGAUUAUGAGCCUCUUAUCUCCCCGGCAAAAGUUCAACCCAUUUUGUCACCAAGGCAGUUGACAGAGAGAAUAUCCAGUUCUUUAGUUUCUAUUUGCAGUGAAUUAGUAGGUACCUUGGCCAGCAAAAGAGAAUAUGAGGCCAGCAAGAUUUUGAGAAAUGGUAUUCAUUUUGCAACCAAUGGCAUUACAAUAGAUCAGACAGAGACACCAUUGGCUCUUGGCAAGUGUUGGCCACUUGAACCAAUCAAAUAUGUAUACAAGACUUCGAGGAUACAACCUUUACCUCAAAAAACUGAUGACCUUCCAAAGAAAUUCUCAAGUGACCAGUCAUCCCCAGAGGACAUUUUGACUGUCACAAGGUGCUUGCAAAUGGCAUACCUUGGCAUCAAGUACCGAAGAAGGAGUAUUUUGCAAUCUGCUGACAUCAGCUCAUGGUUGCAGCAUCUCUCUCUAGUGUUCCUUGUAGCCAGUGAUAUUUUCCUUGAUGCAGACGUAGGUUCCUAUCUCCAAGGUACAGUAAUAGAACUGCUACGUAAUGGAGGGUAUUCUGAGCUUGACCCAAAGCUUACUAUAGAAGGUUUUAAUUCUAGCAUUAGUUGGUAUAAAGAACUUCUAGAGCAGUUUCUUGCAGUGUCAUAUGGUGACUCCACUUUUGCACUAUUUCUCCUUAUCCCCGUUCAACAGUACUGGCCUAUUGAAUAUCGUAAGGAACUCUGGGGUGACAUGUCUGAUGCACUGACCUUCUUCCGUCUCACUCCAAAGCAGGUAGAACAGUUCAUUCCACUGAAGCAGUUCUUUGAGCCAAGAGAAGAAGAUGAAGGUCUCAUCAUCAAAUACAGGUCAAACCUUGGUAGUGGUAAUGUUUCUGAAGCAAGAAAUUCAUUUCUUUUCACUGUUGCCUCUCAUCAUAUCAGGUCACACAUAAAGAGGGGACAAACAUAAUGUCAGCAACAAGUAAAUGUCAAUUUUUAAAAAAAUUACUUUUCUCAUCGAAAUUGAUAAAACUAUUUCUUUGGUAUAUUUUUCUAUUGUGUAAUUUUAAGUUCAACCAUAAUUUGAUGCCGUAAAUGGAUUAAAUUCUUAUGAUAUACUGUAUAAUUUUCAUUCAGAAGAAAUAUACAUAUACAUAUGAAGUAUUAAAUUAUUUAACCCUGUCUUUAUCUGAGCUCUCCCUCAAAUGUAUACACUCUAUUUCCCACAGUGUGUAGGGUUGUGUAUAUGUUAUUAUUGUAUCCAAACUAUACGCUCUCCAUUUUUUAAUACACUGCUGUAUGCUCAAACCCCACAUAAGACUAUUGAAAAAGAAAUUAAAUAUU
Messenger RNA from Penaeus vannamei (Pacific white shrimp), 4566 nucleotides. Its product is annotated as RNA polymerase II-associated protein 1. The record is from RefSeq and is a predicted model, not a curated record. Gene Ontology annotation, biological process: transcription by RNA polymerase II. Lineage: Eukaryota; Metazoa; Arthropoda; Malacostraca; Decapoda; Penaeidae.